Messenger RNA from Sesamum indicum (sesame), 1370 nucleotides. RefSeq lists its product as uncharacterized. Lineage: Eukaryota; Viridiplantae; Streptophyta; Magnoliopsida; Lamiales; Pedaliaceae. The record is from RefSeq and is a predicted model, not a curated record.
AUAUUGUCUACCUAAUAAUACAAUACCAAACCUCCAGGGCAGGCAGGCUCCAUCAUUUUCAAUUUCAAUUUCAAUUUCCUAGGGUUUAAUUCAAUUCCAUACACACAUAUACACAUCAUUCCUCUCUCUCUCUAUCCCUCCUCCUCUCUCACUAUAUUUAUAUAUAUAUAUACACCCACAUUAGACAUAUAUUGAAUCGCUCUGAAAUGGAAGCUGUUAGGGCUACCUCUGCUUGGGUCGCCUCUCACUCCUCCCAUGUCACUGUCGACUCCUCAGGCAUUGAAAAAGUGGCGGAAAGAAUGAAAGAUUCUAUACCGAAGGUGGAGUGGGAUUUCGAAGGAAUUCAUUAUUUCGAUGAUGGUCCUCUCACUGUCCAGUAUCUGUUUGUGUUGGAUGCAUUGAAUUUCUGCUUCUGGCCGGAUAAAGAGAUGACUUAUGAUCAUCUGGCCGCGGGAUUGAAGGAAGCUCUUCAGAAUGACAAGUCUGCUUUUGAUGCCGAUCGCCUGCAGAAGUAUACUGGUCCUGAACUACGAAAACUGCUAAAAUGGCCAAGGCCAUUACCUUUGGAGGAGGAACGGGUGCGCUUAAUGCAUGAGGUUGGAUUUGAGCUGGAGAGAUCUUUUGAUGGGAAAGCAUCCAAACUUGUAGAAUCCUGCGAGAAAUCAGCUGCAAAGCUUGUGGCACUCAUCACGAGUCACUUUCCUGGAUUCCGGGACCACACAGUAUACAAAGGUCACCAGAUCUUCUUGUAUAAAAGAGCUCAGAUAUUUGCUGCAGAUUUAUGGGGGGCAUUCAAGGGUCAGGGAUAUGGUGAAUUCAAUGAUAUAGAAUCAGUGACAAUGUUUGCAGACUACAUUGUUCCUGCAGUUCUUCAGCAACUUGGAGUACUAAAGUUUAGUCCUUCCCUGGCCGAUAUGAUUGAAUCUAAUAGAGAAAUCAGCUCAGGAAGUGAGGAGGAAGUAGAACUCAGAGCGUGCUCGGUACAUGCUGUGGAGGAAAUAAGGGAGCUGAUCCGUAGAAAAUCAGGGAAGCAGGUAUUGAGUGUGGAGUUGGAUCUCUGGUUAUGGGCUUUUGGGGUUCAGUGUGCUUCUCUCCAACAUCAUCGCACACUCUCCAUAUAUUAUUGAGUGGUCCUUAGAUAGGAGUUGACGGAAAGAAUAUUCUGAAGUUUCUGAGGUAAAUUCACUGUGUCAAGUUUGUCGAUCACAGGUUUUAGUAAUUUUGUAAAAUAGUUUGCUCAUGUCUAGUUGCUUAAAACUGAGGUACUUAUCCAUGGAUUGUCUCCCUUUUCCUUUGACUGAUUCUAAUAGAAACAUCAGCUUAUUGUAUAGAUGGACAGUCUGAUAUUUACUUCCUUAUUUUCCUUUGCC